Haemonchus placei is the source of this 315-nucleotide messenger RNA. The record is from the annotation of a GenBank genome assembly. NCBI's taxonomy places the organism in Eukaryota, Metazoa, Nematoda, Chromadorea, Rhabditida, Trichostrongylidae.
AUGAUUUGGUAUUAUUUGCUAGUCUUCCUCACAAGUCACAGCAUUCUCAACGUCCAGGCACGUCAAACGUGCUCGUGGGAGGUGUGCAAUCGCUGGAGCAAUGAAGCGGGUGUUAUCAACGUGCAUCUAGUUCCCCAUACUCACGACGAUCUUGGUUGGAUCAAGACCGUCGAUCAGUACUACUAUGGAGGUAACAAUUUGUUCAAUAGCUACAGCUUUAAAAUUUUAUUUUGUCAGAAAAAUGUUCUACAUUUUUCAGAAGUUUUCCUUCACUUUUUCAAAAUGUUAACUUCUGAAAAUUUUUUGUCGAACUGA